Silurus meridionalis is the source of this 1898-nucleotide messenger RNA. It is a transcript of the gene scamp5a, whose product is annotated as secretory carrier membrane protein 5a. The transcript has 7 exons. Gene Ontology annotation, biological process: protein transport. The record is from RefSeq and is a predicted model, not a curated record. Gene Ontology annotation, cellular component: recycling endosome membrane; trans-Golgi network membrane. The coding region runs from base 367 to 1059 and encodes 230 amino acids. NCBI's taxonomy places the organism in Eukaryota, Metazoa, Chordata, Actinopteri, Siluriformes, Siluridae.
AAGACACGGUACCGGAAUGAAAUAUCGCGAUUACUGAGCAGCUCUGUUCGUUGGUUGAAUCUCUACAGCAUCAUCAUCAGCAUCAUCAUCCGCCUCAUCACCGUCCCCACAUCUGAGUCCAGGAGAAACGGAGGCUUGGCGACACACGGCGUGUAGGAGGCUCGUGACGUGAUUGUUUCAAAUCCAUAAUCAUUGAAAUGAGACGAGACAUUUAACGAACAGAGUCUCCGCUGUGAAAGUAAAGUCACCUUGAAUGGAAAGUUGCUUAUCGGAGUGGACGGAUCAGCCUUCUUGGUUAGUCUGAGGACCGAGGUGAGGUUACAGAAUAUUGACACCUAACAUCAGGGAUCUAAAAAAAGAAUCUUCAUGGCAGAAAACAAUUUCCCACCUCUUCCCCGUUUCAUUCCCCUGAAGCCAUGCUUUUAUCAAGACUUCAACGAGAUCCCAGAUCAAAGCCGCACCAUGUGCAAGCGCUUGUACCAUCUCUGGAUUUUAAACAGUGCUACAUUGGCAGUGAAUCUGAUUGGCUGUCUGGCAUGGAUGUGCGGUGGCGGCGGAGCCACUAACUUUGGAAUGGCUAUAUUGUGGCUUAUUCUGUUCACCCCUUGCUCUUAUGUGUGCUGGUUCCGGCCCAUCUACAAAGCUUUUAAGACUGACAGCUCUUUCAACUUCAUGGCAUUUUUCUUCGUAUUCAUGGCUCAGGUUGUGAUCAGUAUUAUCCAAGCAGUGGGCAUCCCGGGCUGGGGAGUCUGUGGGUGGCUGGCCACCAUCACAUUCUUCAGCACUAAUAUCGGCUCUGCUGUGGUCAUGCUGAUUCCCACUAUUAUGUUCACAGCUGUUGCUGUGUUGUCUUUCAUUGCCCUCACCAAGGUCCAUAACCUCUACCGUGGUAGUGGAGGUAGUAUGAGCAAGGCCCAGGAGGAAUGGACAACAGGUGCUUGGAAAAACCCCCACGUACAACAAGCAGCCCAACAGGCAGCUAUGGGGGCAGCCCAGGGGGCAAUGGAGGGCCAACAGUACUCAGCCCCGCCCACUUACAACUAUAACGACCCCAUGUAAUAUGCAUCAAGUAGGAAACUGUUAGGAGUGUAAGGCCUGUUUUAUACUUGACAUGUGACUAUGCUUGUGUGUUCAGCUACAGUGUAAGUGAACAAACAACAUCCACAUCAUGUAAAGUGGCUUGUCAGUGCCACAAAUAUCCAUGUCCAUCAGGUUUUCAUGUUAUAAUGCAAAACAGACAUUUCCCAUGUAGAAGGGGAAUUGAUUUGUUUUAAUGCACAAAAACUGUCUAGAAUAUUACCCAAGUGUGUCAUUUGACAAACAUCUCUAGUUUGUUUAGUCUAUGGCAGACAUUAUACCAAAUUGCACUAUACUGCCUACACUAUUUAGUUUGGGCACUGAACACUCACCUGCAUCAACUAAUACUGUACCACAUGCACACAAACAUGCACCUCAACAAACAAAGUGCAGGAUAUAGGUGGAUGCUAUCUUCCAUACACAUGUGCAUAGUUAAAAGCAAGUAUAAACCUGGCCUUACAGGGGUUUUAGAAAGGUGGUUAACAAAAAGAAUCAGAGCAAAUAACUGACCAAUUAAAUUUUUAACUAUACAAUGAGGCAUUUAAAAAUUGCCUCAGUUGUCUAUAUGGUAGUGUGUAGUAUUGUUUUUGUUGUUCAAGAUUAGAGUUUCUCACCUCUUACUCCAGAGGCCUGCGGCGCUGCAGAUAAAAUUUCCUUCCUCUUAACACACCUGAUUCAGCUCAGAAGUUAAUCAUCAUACAUGCAGGUUAAGUGUUUAAUAGCAGGAAAAGCUUGUGAGAGGGUCAAUGGGCUUCCUGGACAUGAAUUGAGAUGCUACUUUAAAACCAACCAGUAAUAAAUUACAUCUUUGUGGUAUCAAG